AUGUCGACGUGGUCAGCUGCAUGUCUUCUCAACAGGGAGGAAGACAUUCUCCCACAGGUGCUUUGUUUCAUUUCCAUAGACGAGAUGUAUCACAUCAUGAGGCUUGUGAACAAGAAAUGGAAUGAUUGUAUUUUAAAUUUCCGAGUGAUUCGCUCUCUCUAUGCUUACUCUUUCAGAAGAGGAGGAACAUUCUCCAGUUUGUUGUCGACAUUGAAGAAUAACUCUGAGUUUGACAGUACUGCCACAGAUGAUAGUUCAUUAUCAAAGAACAAACAGGCUGAAAAUUUUAACACCAACACCACCUCAUCAGAGCUGAGCUCAGAUACUGCCUCCAUGGCUUCAUGCGUAGUUUGGGACAAGGAGCAAUUUGAAUGCAUAUUGGGAUGCCUAAAAGGUCACAAAGAAAGAAAGCCACUCAGUAAAACCUUCUCCAACAAUACUUUCACGAUCACAUCAAGGAGAACCCAUUCAGAAAAUUCUUCCGCACCCGUUUUAACUGCAAUGGAUUGUGAAAAACGAGCCACCUUUGUGAUUCAAUUCAUCUUCUCAGUGAUCUAUGAUUACAAAUUUCAACCUCACACUGGCCCCUCCGACAUUGGAGAUAUUUUGAAUCUUCUCAAGGAACGAUUGAGUAAUGCAGGUGACACGAUCCCAUGUUUACUGAACAUGCUGCCAGUCGCUUGCGAGUAUUUUGGCUCCAACAUUUCUCUCCUCAUGUACAAGUUAUUUGAGAGAUUGCUGACUUUGGAUGUUGAGAAUUUUUCACAUUGGUCACUAUAUUUUCCAAACAUGAAAUAUGCAGCUCCAAUUCGCUCUCCAGAGCAUCUUAAUUAUGAGAUUAGAGUGAAAUUGUUCAAUAUGGAACUAGAUUUACUUCUUGAUAUUAUUUCAAGUAUGAUUCUUGGAGGAAUGUCAUCAACAAUAUAUACAGAGUUGCUUCAAUUUGCAUGUUAUUGUUCUCAAUUCAUCAUUCCAACACUGACCAAAAUGGAUCUACCUCUCGCUGCCACUUGCAAGGAGAAGUGUGAAUACAUUCAAAACAUUAUUAUCAAGCAAGAAAAGAAUAGAUACUUUUUAAUGAAUCCAUUUUCACACUUGUCAGAGAAUGUGGAUCAAAACAAGUUAAUUUUCCAGAAUAAUCCUCAUGUGAAGAACUUUUCAGAACUCCAACAAAAUAAUUUGUUGUUAAAUCCACAAUUUACUUACAAAACAUUGUCCCUACAUGUGGCAGCAAUGCUCGACUAUGGGAUGAGACAAUUAUCGAUUUCAGAUUUUUUAAGCGUGAGAGAACCAUACGAAAAACGAUCCAAAGUCUUGUUGAGAAAUUGUUCGUGCUGGAAUAAUUUAUUGAAUUUUCUUACCACUUGUAUUGUACAAGAGAAUGACCUUAACAACAGAGCCAGCAUUUAUGAAAAAAUUGAGCAGGCCAUGUUAUAUAGUUUUGUAUUGAAUGAUUUUUCAUCUGCCAAACUUUUUCAAACUGUUAUCGAAAAUGGAGCAGUUCAUAGAAUGAAACGAACCAUUAACGCACAAAAAAAGAGUAAUGACUAUGAACUGUUGUUGAAAGAUUGCAAAGGCCUAAGUCCUCUCACCAGACAAGUUUCACUCACAGAUUUGGUUUUUUUGUUUGACGGUAGUUCAGAUAUCAGAUAUCACUUGUAUCAUAUUACUCCAACCUUAAGAGAAAUGGGAAGAAUUUAUUUUCGACCAAGCAUAUUGUAUCACUAUUUAGGAGGAUUAGAGAUGAGUAGCAAUGAGGAAGAUGAGAUAGAACACAAAAUUCAAAUCAUUUCAAAGAAGUCCUUGAAGGACAAAUUGAAAUCAAUGUUUAAACAAACAUCUCAGAAUGAAUCCAAUUCAAGGCUCGAUAUUGAAAUAUUGGAGUUUUUGUAUUUUGUGGUUCAACAGAGAAAGAAAAUGAGUGAUGAAGAAAUAUACAAAAUGAGCAUAACUGCCGAGCAACGAGAAGUGAACAAGUAA
Naegleria fowleri is the source of this 1980-nucleotide messenger RNA. RefSeq lists its product as uncharacterized. Gene Ontology annotation, biological process: small GTPase-mediated signal transduction. Gene Ontology annotation, molecular function: guanyl-nucleotide exchange factor activity. The transcript is spliced from 2 exons. Bases 1 to 1980 code for a protein of 659 amino acids. NCBI's taxonomy places the organism in Eukaryota, Heterolobosea, Eutetramitea, Acrasida, Naegleriidae. The record is from RefSeq and is a predicted model, not a curated record.